Carcharodon carcharias (great white shark) is the source of this 2250-nucleotide messenger RNA. It is a transcript of the gene sdhaf4, whose product is annotated as succinate dehydrogenase complex assembly factor 4. The transcript is spliced from 3 exons. Gene Ontology annotation, biological process: mitochondrial respiratory chain complex II assembly. NCBI's taxonomy places the organism in Eukaryota, Metazoa, Chordata, Chondrichthyes, Lamniformes, Lamnidae. Gene Ontology annotation, cellular component: mitochondrion. Bases 47 to 355 code for a protein of 102 amino acids. The record is from RefSeq and is a predicted model, not a curated record.
CGAUGAUUAACUGCGGUAGAUCCCGUGUCACGUGACCAGCAGCAAAAUGGCGGCUAUGCUUUCAAGUUGGGGCUGGUUGGCGAGGAGACGGCAAGGUUUUGUAUUGUGGAACUCCUGGAGAUCAGCUCGUUCUAAAACAGAGGGCCAACAGGGGCUCAGAAAGGAACCUUUGAGAAAGCCUGAAACCCCUGUCGGCCGCUUGGAUAAUCCACAACAGGAGCCAGUGGGAAAAGAUCCCCUGGAAAGGUUUCCUGAUGACAUCAAUCCUGUCACAAAGGAGAAGAAUGGACCGAGAGGCCCUGAGCCUACCCGCUAUGGGGACUGGGAGAGAAGGGGACGCUGUAUUGACUUUUAGAAUAAGUGCAGUGAUGCACAUAUUGUAAAUAAGUUGAGGUUGAUCUGUAUAUUCUAGCAUGACAUGACAACGUUGAUGUUAAAAUAAGGGUUUAGAGCAGGUUCUCACUGGUGGGAUUUGCCAAUGGUAUUUUAGCCACCAUGAAAGAUAUAUGUUUUGGUCUCAAUUUAGAAAAUCAUUUAUCAAUAAAUAUUAUCGAAACAAAGUUCUUCAUAAGAAUUAUUUUGCAACAAUUGAUUAAUGUAGAAAUAAUUAAAUGUAAAAGUUUAAGUUCACAUCAAAGAUGUGACCCUAUCUUUAGGAUGCCUUGGCAGCUUAGCAUGUGUCUGGACACAAGCGCUAUUUGUGUGUGCACUAAUAUUUUUGUAACAAGAAUAAUGCAACAUAUCAUAAUAGGCGAGGAAAACAACUUGACGUCUGGAAGAACAACGGUUUGGACUGUUCUAUCCACCCAUUUCUUCCACGGUGGAUCAAUCAGGGCCGGCUAUGCCUCAUUCAUUUCUCAAGUCCCAGCCACUGGCUGAAAUUCCAUGCAUUUGAAAAAUUGUCCUGUGUGUCAUAUUCGUUCCAUUAUUUUGUUACAGUGCAUGUUACUCUUAGCAGAUGUUUAUCAGACUUUUGUACACAGACAAUCAGUUAGGCUAUUGAAACAGAAAGUUGCAAAGCUGCGACUAACCCACUGAUCUGGGGAAACAUAGCGCCUUCGUUUUGUGACAUGCUUAGAUAAAUGUUACUGAUUGAAUGAAUGAAGUGAGUUUGAUCAUAACUACUAUAUAUUCACUUUCGUGUGAAAUAAAGCAGCUUAUUGAUUAUUUAUUUAUCUUGGCCGCUGAACUUUACAAUGUGAAGGCACUCAAGAGAGUGCAGGAAAGAUUCAGAAAAAUGGUUCCAAGGAUGAGGAACUUCAGUUAUGAAGAUAGAUUGGCGAAAUUAGGACUGUUUUCCUUGGAGAAGAGAAGCCUAAGAAGCGAUUUGAUAGAGGUAUUCAAAAUCCUGAAGGGGCUGGACAAAUUAUAUAGGGAGAAACUGUUCCCGCUUGUAAAAAGAUCAAGAACGAGAAGGCACAGAUUUAAAGUGAUUUGCCAAAGACGCAAAAGUGAUGAGAAAAAUUUUUUCACACGGUGAGUGGUUAGGGUCUGGAAUGCACUGCCUGAGUGUGGUGGAGGCAGGUUCAAUCGAGGCAUUCUAAAGGGAAUUAUUUGAAGAGGAAGAAUGUGUAGGGUUAUGGGGAGAAGAGAGCUAAUGCAGACAAAAUGGGCUGAAUGGCCUCCUGUGAUUACAGGCCUUUUCAAAUAUUGCCUCAGUCAACCAUCAGAGAGAUUGAAGAAGCACAAAUGCAGAAGACAUGAAUAUCAAGUUCAAACCACAAGGGGAUACUAUUGUACACUUUGGUAAUGCUAUUGUGCCUUUUGAUAUUGGGCAGUGCAGACUAAGCAUUAAUAACCUCAGAUUGCUUAUAGGAAUGGCUAGCUGUACCUGACAGAAUGUCUGAGAAAAUACCCUAACUUGUAACAGUAAUGUUUUUGCUAUACAGGUGUUUUAAAUAGCCAAUUUUAUUGUAAACAAAGUUAAAGGUUGAUUUUCAUUUUUCCUGUUCAGGGCUUUUUGUGACAGACUGCUGCAGGGAUUCACCUACGAGGUUUGUCAAUGGUGAAUAUCACCAAAAUGGGCCCUAAAACCCAUUUGAUUUCAUCUCAGACUAAUAUGUGCAUUAUAACAUCCAUUCUCAAGCCCAGCUAUUGAUAAUCUGUGUAAAGAAAUAAUGAAAUUUUUCCUAAAUUUGACUUUUACAACUCUGAAUCUUUGAACUUUUGUCCCAGCAUGUUCGCAUGUAUGUUCAUACCAAGAACUACUGUUUCACUUUCUCAAUCCAAUUAAAAAUCUUGUACACAUCA